Tilletiopsis washingtonensis is the source of this 1233-nucleotide messenger RNA. RefSeq lists its product as hypothetical. Bases 141 to 1181 code for a protein of 346 amino acids. The record is from RefSeq and is a predicted model, not a curated record. The transcript has a single exon. NCBI's taxonomy places the organism in Eukaryota, Fungi, Basidiomycota, Exobasidiomycetes, Entylomatales.
AGAUUGCAGCUCGUAGAUGUACUCUGAACAGCCGGCCCCCCCACGGCGAGCGAGGCUUCGGGUCAGCGAGAGAGACGGAGAAGAGCAGCGUCACUCUCUCUCUCGAAGCCCAAACGACAGAAUUGGCCCUCACCGAUGGCAUGAGUCAACACCUCCAACUUGUGCAAUCCCAGUUCCUCCUCUUUGGCGCCCUCCUCUGCCGUCGUCGACUGUUCCUUCUUCUCCUUGCGUCUGGAGCGCUUGCGUUUGCCGGCGCCGCCCGCGGCGCUGCUCGGCUGCGCCGCGGCGGCGGCCUCCUGCCGCUCGGCCUCCCUGCGCGCCUCGACCUCGGCAACGCACGCCGGCACGAGCGAGCAGAGCGUGAGGAGACAGUCGUUGAUCUUCUCGCGGCGGCGGCGCUCGAUUUGCGAAUGCGUGGCGCGCCGCUUCGAGUCGCGCGGCGCCUUGUGCGCGGGCGACGAGGCAGCAAGGCCACUCAUGGCGCGAGUCGCGGGCAGAGGCAGCGCAAAGAGAGGAGCGCUGCUGCUGCUGCUGCUGCUGCUGCUGCUGCUGCUGCUGCUGCUGCUGCUGCUGCUGCUGCUGCUGCUGCUGCUGCUGCUGCUUGCCGCGAAGCCGACGGUGCGGGACUGGCGCGAGGUGCUGGCGCGGCUGCUGCUGGUCAGGCGGCGACUCGGAUCGUGCAGAGAGAAUGCAGGACUCGGCGAGGCAAAGGGCGUGGACAGCAGUGCGGGCAUGUGAGACGGACAAGUGGGAUGGUGGAGGAGAAGGAAGGGCAGCGCAUGCACUGCCGUGCCCUUCGCCCAGCAAGCAGCUCAGUAGCGUCAGGCGCGUGCUGCUCGCACCAGCUCUCCAGCGUCCGCAAAAGUUGGCACUGCCUUGCCGCUGCAGCGUGCGUCGGUCUGUGCGGAGGAGAGCCGGGCGGGCGGGCGGAGAGGAGACUGGGCCGCUGCCUUGCCUUGUGCUUGGAAGAGCAGGCAGGCCUCCUCGGCGUCAGGGCGCGUGCGCUCGCCUCCGCCUCUGCCUCCUCUCACGCGGCCUGUGUCCAGCCGUACCGAUCGUCGUGCGCCGUUUCUGCGCUGCUGAUCUCCAUCUCCCUCCUUCUCCGCGCGCGUUGCAGCAGCAGCAUCUCAGCAGCAGCAGCCGGCAGCGCAGGCACCGCAGCAGCGCAGCGAACAGCCUGACGGAGGCAAGAGUGCGCACGUCGCGUGACGAGGGCGUGCGCGCGCCAGGUCG